This is a messenger RNA of Cladocopium goreaui, 1140 nucleotides long. The record is from the annotation of a GenBank genome assembly. NCBI's taxonomy places the organism in Eukaryota, Dinophyceae, Suessiales, Symbiodiniaceae.
UGGCGAACUGAGUGGACCCAUACUGACUGCGACUGAGUGGUGCAGAAAUCGUGGGUCGAAGACGUAAUGACAAGUGAUGCUUACCAUGAACUGGACUCCCAGUGGCGUAGCGUGCGUGACUUGGAGUCGCUGCGUUCCUCCCAGCUCUCGGGCCUCGCGGGCGAGCUGCUCACGGAGGCCUCCAGCGAUCCGCGCUGUCAACGGCUGAGGGACGGAGAGAUCUACCGAUUAGUGUCUGACGCAGUGGACGGGGAUGCCUACCUCAUCCCAGGUCUCUUGAGCUUUCAGGACCAGGCACAGUUGCUCUCCGCCCUGAUCUGCGACUGGGCGACGCCGCCGAAUCGCAGCAAUCUUUGGCCGGCCGAGGCACCGGAGAGUGGCGAGUGGCUGCAGGAAGGCUUGGCCAAGUUUUUCGACAUGUCCGAAGACAGCCCCGACCCCAGCAGCCUCUCCGUGAUUGAAAAGCUAAGAUGGGUGACCAUGGGAAAACAAUACGACUGGUCUUCCCGCUGUUACCUUCCCGAUGACUGCCGGCCGUUGCCGGAGUUGUUGGUAUCGUUCGCCACAAGGGCGGUGGACUUGUUGAAAGAUGCAGGCGAAAUUGACAACACGCACACCUUCCAAGCUGCGAUUUGCAACCUCUACCACGCCGCGCGGCGGCCCUCAGAUCGCCUGGGAGGGCAUCGCGAUGAUGUGGAGGAGGACACAACUAGCCCUCUGGUCACGAUAUCGAUUGGUUUGCCUUGCGUCUUUUUGCUGGGCAAGGAGACGCGAUCCUCGAAGCCAAUUCCAUUGCUCUUGACCGCUGGAUCCAUGCUGGUUCUGACGAACCGUGCCCGGCAGGCCUACCACGGCGUGCCCACCAUUUUGGUCCCUCCCAAGCUGCAGAUGAAGGGCCGCACCUUCCGGCGCGCGUCGCCGGCCUCAUGGGAUCCCACGUUUGACUGGGCCUACCGCCCUUGGCUUGUGGCGAACGACUCCGGCGGCGCGCCGCCGGAGCCGUUCGAUUCAACGGUGCCUGAGGCCAUCCAUUAUUUGCUGACGCGGGCGAGGGUGAGCUUCAGCAUCAGAUCUGUGGACGUGAAGAUUCCAGCGGAAGAGUCUGAGCAAAAGAUUCUGCGCGAAACUUGUUGGGAUUGA